ACGUCCAGAGGCCACUCGGCAUUCCUCAAACAUGGCAGAGCUUCAUGUGACUACAGAGAUAGGAUUCAUGAUUGCGAAAGCCUUUGCUGCAAACGGGGUGAAGGUAUAUAUCACUGGGCGUAGGCUGGAUGUACUAGAGCAAGCUACGGCAUCAGUUACAGGCGUCUCAGGAUCUAUUAUUCCGAUCCAGAUGGAUGUUAAUGAUGAAGGUGUUAAGGCUGGGGCCAAGCACAUUGAAGGAAUCGACGGCAAACUUGAUAUCCUUGUUAACAAAUAUAUAUUUUCACUCAACAUGAUUGCCCCAUUCUUCAUCAUACGCACUUUCCAAGCCCUCGUCAAAGGAGCUCGGUUCCGCCCCCAAGGCAUGUCCAGUGUCAUCAAUGUCAGUAGUGCGACGGCCAAGAUGGACUCGACGAGCCCUCUGUUAUCU
Desarmillaria tabescens is the source of this 430-nucleotide messenger RNA. RefSeq lists its product as uncharacterized. The annotation marks the transcript as partial. Lineage: Eukaryota; Fungi; Basidiomycota; Agaricomycetes; Agaricales; Physalacriaceae. The transcript has 4 exons. The record is from RefSeq and is a predicted model, not a curated record.